AUGAGUUUAUUGCUGUCGAAAAUGAUCAAUAACCAACUAGAUUCCUUCGAGCGAGGUCACUUAAGAUCUCGUUCGUUUAAUGAAUUACUAAAUCAAUACAAAUCUCAUAUCCAUUCACCCAAUCGUGCUGCUUCAGACUCCAAAAUGAUUCUUGGUGAAUCAAAUCGCCAUCAGCAACAUCAACAAUCAUCGCCUAGUGAUUUGUCCCGUAUAGAUUCUUCCCUUAAUGCAUCUCCGUCGUUCAUGUCAACGGGUGAUAUUUCCUCUGCUAAUACAACGGCAGAUGUAUCUUUCAUUUCAAGUAACAAACGGUCAUUUUUAGAAUCGGACAAUGACACCUUAGGAAGUAAUCUUGAUGAUUCUCCAACCAUCAAAAGAUCCAGAACUGCUCCUUUACUUCCUGCCCCAUUAUCUCCACCUGCAAGAGGAAGAGUAAAAAAUAAUAUACUUAGAUUGCACUCUCCCGGAUCUCUUAGAUCUCGGUCUUUAUCUCCCCAUAAGAAAUUCUUUGAGGAAGGUCUGCUGCCUGCUGCAACUCACAUGUUGCUGCUGCAUUCGGGAACAACAUCAGCACAAUCAAUGCACAUUGAAUCAACAACAUCCCAGCCUAAUGAUAACCUUAAGAAGACAGUGAAACUACCUUCACUUUCAGCAGUGCUCGGAGAUGUCAACUCCAUUAUUCCUUCUAGUACAACAACAUCAACUUCCAAAACUGAGGUACCGAUUGCUGCUGCUUCUAUUUCUACUGCUCCAGUAUCAGCUGCUGUGGAAUUGGAACACCAACAACAAUCAAGUGAUUCCACAGCUUCUGCUAAAAAGCAUAUCACUCCAACGGUUUCGUUAGAUUACUUUGACACAUACAAACCUAACGACGAGAACUGGAGAUACGAGUUGUUGGAUUCCAUUAAUAAAGGGUCUAAACAUUUUAACCUUAAUCAAUACAAUUAUUUGAACAAAAGCAGUAAACCAAGCUUUGAUUCGAAAAUUAGCUCCAAAAUCCUCAAGCCAACAUUACCAUCGUUACAUGCCAACAUAGAACGCAAGAUCAAUUUCCCCUUUGAGUCGAAUUAUACUUAUCUUAACAAAACUUAUCUCACUGAUGUGGCCAAGUAUCCGGAAUACUUGGAGCUUGCUCAAUCUCUUGUGCAGUUAUCUCAACCACAAACUAUAAGAGAACAAUCAACACAAACACAAGAAGCACAACACCCCCAGCAGCAACAACAAGCAACAACAACUGCUACUGUUCCAGACUCUCUGAGUUCUCCAACUUUGCCUUCUGUGUCUUCAAAUAUUAUGCCAGUCGCUCCUCCAAUUACUUCCACUAUUCCACCAUUCAGUCAACUAUCUCCACAGAUGCCAUCUCCCAACAAUAAUGAUCGUAACGCGAGUUACAGCUCUAUAAUAUGUGCUCCUGGCUCCAUGUCACUGUUCAACAACCAAUCUCUUGCACGUCUACCAUCAUUUAUACUGAGAGCUGCCACUACUUCAAUUCCAAUUGAUGAAUCUAUAAGGGAAGCGUCUUCGACUGCUAUCCAACAACCAAUGGCUCCUAUGGUAGUAGCUCCUACUGCUACUACACAAGGUUUAGCACCACCUCCUUCAAUGCAACACCUUCCCCACCAAACACUUCCAUCUUUGCCUACCAUCACUCCUAGAUCCACUACUACAGCUACCAGCAUAUCCAUGUCUGGUUCUAAUAAUUCUUCCACACGUUUUGUCCCUGUAUCCCCACCUCCAUCUUCCUCCACGCUCAAGAAAGCAAAGGAAGCAUUGAUGAGGUCCCCUCCUAAGCACCACCAUCAUCCAAGAGUUUGUAUCCUGUGUGGCUCCGAGCAGAGUCCAUGUUGGAGACCCAGUUGGUCACUUAAGGAGGGACAAUUGUGUAACAGUUGUGGGUUAAGGUACAAGAAGACUCUGGCCCGGUGUCUUAAUGACGAUUGCCGUAAAAUCCCUGCCAAGGGUGAAUGGAGUUUAAUGCAAAGCAAGGGUAAAACCAUGUUUGAAGAUGGAAUCGAAGGCUAUGGUUGCUUAGAAUGUGGUUGGAGAGUUGAAGUAAAGAAGUAA
This is a messenger RNA of Lizanozyma spartinae, 2064 nucleotides long. RefSeq names its product DNA-binding transcription repressor (gene ASH1). The record is from RefSeq and is a predicted model, not a curated record. The transcript has a single exon. Gene Ontology annotation, biological process: regulation of DNA-templated transcription. Bases 1 to 2064 code for a protein of 687 amino acids. Lineage: Eukaryota; Fungi; Ascomycota; Pichiomycetes; Serinales; Debaryomycetaceae. Gene Ontology annotation, molecular function: sequence-specific DNA binding; zinc ion binding.